Molecule: messenger RNA, 4369 nt
Organism: Haplochromis burtoni (Burton's mouthbrooder)
Lineage: Eukaryota; Metazoa; Chordata; Actinopteri; Cichliformes; Cichlidae
Gene: pde7a
Product: phosphodiesterase 7A
Exons: 14
Coding region: 1089-2633 (514 amino acids)
Molecular function (GO): 3',5'-cyclic-AMP phosphodiesterase activity
Source: RefSeq, a predicted model, not a curated record
UGGUGUGCGCUCUUAAAGCGUAAAGUAGGCUAAUGUGUAGGACGAUAGGUAGGUAGUCGUAGUGAAAAAAAACACCGCGUAGGGUAUUAAAUUUUUUUGUUUUUUAUUAUUAUUAUUUUUUGAGAGGGUUGCCAGAUUUGCAGUGCGCGUCGCUACGUUUCCUUUACACCCAGCGGAGUCGCAGUGAGUGAAAUGAGCAUCGGGGUUCCCCUCUCUGAGCCAGACACUUAGUGCUUUACGGUCAGCGGCGAAUUUAGACAAUUGCUCCUUCAUCAUGCAGCUCCAGAUAAAAAGACGGAGAAGCCCUACGUGUUGAUAAAAUCUCGCCGGCGGUAUAAAGUGUGAAUGAGAGAAAGCCUCCCCCCCUUCCUCCUUCUCCUCCUCCUCCUCCUCGUCCUCCGGGCCAACGACCGACGAGCUCUCACAUCCUGGAGCUGCCUCACUUCGUCCGCCGGCGUAGCAUACAACAUGAUAUGUUGAUGACAUUUUUUGGAAGUGGUCGUGCCUUUUGUUUACACGCCGGGAUACGUGAUAUGCGGAUCUGCGAGCGCCACGAAAGCCAAGCGAGCGGACGGUUUUUUCUGCUUUGAAAAUGAGGAAGCAAUUUCAUAAAGACCCAGAAAAUGGCAAGAAGGUCUCGUCGUCCGUGGGCCCGGAUUUGAGUAAAAUGAGAAGGAAAGAGGCAAAUGCAACAGCAGCAUGAUUUAUUACUGUUAUCAUUAUUUUUUAAAUCUGACAGAAUGACACCAAAGGGGGUAAAACUGGAGGUAGAUGAGACACAGCAUCAAUGAAGGCGAUCUGCACAAGUUUUAAGUCGCUCAUGAUGAACAGAAAUACUUUGCAGCUCGAUAUCAGAUCGUUUCCACAAUAGUGAAAGAUUUUUUUUUUCUUUUUCUUUUAUUUCUUGCCCCGGCAGAUUUUCUAGUUAAUCACUCAUCUGCUUUUUUCCGCAUUGCAUCUGCUGUCUUUUUUCCCAUUAAAUAUUUCAUUUUUUUUCCUAUAUUUUUGAUCCGGAUUCAGCCCUGACUAUUCAAUGGAAGUAUGUUAUCAGCUGCCGGUUUUGCCUCUAGACAGGCCGGUUCCCAAGCAUGUCCUCAGCCGAAGGGGAGCCAUUAGUUUCAGCUCCAGCUCUUCUCUCUUCGGGGCUCCUGAUCCAAGACAGCUGUCACAGUGCCAUCAGAUUGACGUCGUUUCAGGAUGUGAGACGAGGGGCCAUCUCCUACGACAGCUCUGACCAGACAGCGCUGUAUAUUCGUAUGCUAGGAGCUUGUGUAGUAUUCAAACAGCUGUUUGCAAGAGAUGUGAGAGUGAGAAGUCAGGUUGGAUUUGAACCGGAACGUAGAAGCUCCCACCCGUACCUGUGCAUCGACUUCCGAACGCUUCACACACGGCUGGGCUGCGGCUCCACGUCGGCCAGCUAUGAUCCUGAAAGGCGGGUCCACAGGCUGCUCAGCUUCCAGAGAUACCUGCAUUCGUCCCGUCUGCUGCGAGGAGUCCCCCAGCAGAUACCCCUCCACAUCCUCGAUGAAGAUUACACUGGACAGGCUAGAUGCAUGCUGGAAAAAGUCGGGAAUUGGAAUUUUGACAUUUUCCUCUUCGAUAGGUUGACAAAUGGAAACAGCCUGAUCACCCUGACUUUCCACCUGCUGAACCAGUAUGGGCUGGUGGAGCUCUUCCAGCUGGACAUGGUCAAACUCUGGAGGUUUUUGGUCAUGGUUCAGGAGGACUACCACAGCGACAACCCGUACCACAACGCUGUCCAUGCUGCAGAUGUCACACAGGCCAUGUACUGCUACCUGCGAGAGCCCAUGCUUGCCAAGUCUCUGACCUCCAAAGACAUCUUACUGGGACUCUUAGCAGCUGCCACCCAUGACCUGGACCAUCCUGGGGUCAACCAGCCUUUCCUCAUCAAGACUGACCACUAUCUUGCCACACUCUAUAGAAAUACCUCAGUUCUAGAAAACCACCACUGGAAGUCAGCAGUGGGUCUGCUCAGAGAGACUGGGCUCUUCUCCCAUUUGCCUGCUGAGGACAGGCUGAACAUGGAGAGGGAUUUGGGUUCCUUAAUCUUGGCCACGGACAUCAGCAGGCAGAAUGACUACCUGUCCAGGUUUCGCUUGCACCUGGACCAGGAGAACCUGUGCAUGAGCACCGCCAGCCAUCGUCAUUUCGUCCUGCAGAUGGCCCUGAAGUGUGCAGAUAUCUGUAACCCCUGCAGACCAUGGGAGCUGAGCAAACAGUGGAGUGAGAAAGUGACAGAGGAGUUCUUCCAACAAGGAGACAUUGAGAAGAAGCACAAACUUGAAGUCAGCCCACUUUGCGACAGAGAGAUGAACACAGUCGGCAACAUUCAAAUAGGCUUUAUGACAUAUGUGGCUGAGCCGCUGUUUGCAGAGUGGGCCCGUUUCUGUGACACACGUCUGUCCCAGACCAUGCUGGGUCACAUGGGGCUAAACAAAGCCAGCUGGGGAGGCUUACAGCAGGAGCCGGCUCCGGUCUCCGAGGAGGCAGAGCCCAGCACGGCCUGCGCAGACACAGGAGACGCUGCCACCGCGCCGAGUGACGGCAGCACAGCUACGACCGCAGGAGGAACCAGCUCCAAAGAAAUACCUCAGGGAAGCAGAGAAUCCUGACACACUCCUUCUGUGCCAUUUCACCUCAACCUCGUGACCCCUGGGGGGCCUCAGGGCCUCACAAUACACUGAGGGGGUCGGGUGGGGCACCCAGCGGUUUGCGGCCACGCCGCUGCCCCACCCGUUCCGAACACCUAGUUUAUGUUUUGUUGCUUUGGCCUCCCAUCUUGAUAAACCACUGAUUUUACUUAAUUUAUUUAAUUUUAAUUCCUCUUUUUUUUUUGGCAUAGAGCAAUACAUAGAUACCUCAUUUGGCUACUGCUGUAUUUUUUCUUUUUAUUUGCUUUAUUUAUUUGUCCUCUGUAGUUUUGGCAUUACUGACUGAACGCACCACCUUUUUUUUUUUUUUUUUUAAGUUUGUGAACUUUAAGGGGAAAGCAGUAUAAGAACUGAAGAAGACCUUUUUUCUGGUAUUUUUUUAAGUGCCAUUUGAAAACAAAGAUUUGAAGAAUGAUCUGAACUGUAUUGACUGAGACAACUGGAGUGUUCAGACCUUUCUAAGACUUUGGAGUAAUGCCGUUGUUGCAUUGGUAUUGAAGAUUCUUCCUCAUGUAAAAAAAAAAAAACAACAGAAAAAAAAUGUGACAAGCCCAGUCCUUUUGCUGCCUCUACGAAGACUGUUUACGCGUCUUGUUUGUUUUGUAUCUUUCCGUCGAACUGAAACGAAUCACGUCGGCCCCACAUUUGCCUUCGAAGCACAGAUGUGAAGAAACCACUCAUUUUGAACUGUUACCCCCCACACACACACACACCCUGUCAAAGCCAUGAGCAGAACCUUAUUCAGACACACCAGAUGCCAUAAAUGACUCCACCUGUUCUACCAUGUGUUCCUGCACUCCCGAAUAACAGCGGCGUUCGAUGAGCAGCUUUGUUUCCAAGACAUCCUGUGAAGGUAUUAUAGGAAAUAGUCUCUUUCUGAUGUUUCCACAUCAUCCAGUCCUGGUUAAACUUGGGGCAGUGGGGUGAGGGUGGGUGGGAACCUUCCCUGCCAGACUGGAGGGUGGUUAGUCACCGCACAUGCAUCUCACCUGGAAGUCAACUCCACGCAACUCGACUUGCUCAGGGUUUGCAGACGUUUUUUUUUUUUUGUUUUAAAAAUUUAUUUCUUUUUUGUAAAAGGGGAGGAGGAUAAUGCAAGUUUUUAUUAUUAUUAUUAUUAUUAUUGGGUGGUUAGGAUCUAACUAAGGAGUCUCCCUCUCCUCAGAAUGUCUCACAGCCACAUGAAACCUAAAGGACUGCUCGACUGAUGCCUUACAACUAUGCACAAACUAUGCUAAGUGACCAAACCAACUCCUGUUCCCAUCAACUGCAUGGCGUGCUUGUCUUUUGAUGCACUGUCCGAUCCCUUUGCCUUUUUGUUGCGAGGAACAACUCCAGCUAUCUUUUCUUUUCUUCUUCUUUUGUACGGAAACAAAAUUGUCGAGUGAAUUUGAACAUUCCAUUUCUUCGUGUUUGGUUUGUCUACUUUGAUUCUGUAUAGUGCCACAAGUUGUGUUUGUGUUUAUACAUUUUGAAAGAUAACAGGUGCUUUUUUUUCUUACUUUAGCUGAUUUGUAUUUUGCUGUUAAGUGCUGUAAGACUGUUGACAAAAACUGUUUACAAUUUGUUGCGACAGCCAUUUUUUGGGAAGACUUCAGUGUCAAGCCAGAUUUUGUAAAGGCUUUGCUGUAUUGACCUUUUUGAUACAUGCCUGUUGCAGUUACAAUUUGAAUAAUAAAACCCGUUGUUGACAAAUG